Calidris pugnax (ruff) is the source of this 570-nucleotide messenger RNA. RefSeq names its product solute carrier family 22 member 7-like. The transcript has 3 exons. The record is from RefSeq and is a predicted model, not a curated record. Bases 1 to 570 code for a protein of 189 amino acids. NCBI's taxonomy places the organism in Eukaryota, Metazoa, Chordata, Aves, Charadriiformes, Scolopacidae.
AUGAAAUUUGAGGAUCUCUUGCUGGAAAUUGGCAGCUUCGGCAGAUUCCAGAUUUUGAUUUUGUUUAUCCUCUGCCUCCCAAGAAUCAACCUUCCCAUGCAUUUUCUGCUGCACAAUUUUCUUGCUGCUACUCCCUCUCAUCACUGUGCGGUUCCACACCAAGAGGCAUUUGUGAACCUCACCGUGGAGGAAGUUCUGCUCAUCAGCAUCCCCCAGGAGCCUGAUGGCACUUUCAGGUCCUGUGAGAUGUUCUCGCAGCCUCAGUUUCACCUGCUGCUCAAUUCCUCUCUGCAACCAGAAAACGACUCCAUCAUUCAGCCCUGCCAGCACGGAUGGGUCUAUGACCACUCGCAGUUCGCCUCCACCAUCUCCACCCAGUGGGACCUCGUGUGCGAGCAGCGUGGACUGAACCAGGCGACAGCAACCUUCUUCUUCAUUGGCGUGACGAUGGGGGCCGUGGUCUUCGGAUACCUUUCAGACAGGCGUGUGAAUAGGGGAGAUGCCAUCUACAUGGAUUUCAAGAAGUUUCCUUACAAAAGACUGAGAAAGGAAGAAACUGGGCUGCCCUAG